Molecule: messenger RNA, 2791 nt
Organism: Ectocarpus sp. CCAP 1310/34
Lineage: Eukaryota; Phaeophyceae; Ectocarpales; Ectocarpaceae
Source: the annotation of a GenBank genome assembly
CAGUAGGAAGGGAGAAGUUGUCAUGGUGGGCGAUUUCAACUCCAGAGUAGGGAAAGCUUCCAGUAGAGGACAGGCGAUCGGGCAGCACGGAGAAGACAAAGUGAAUGACAACGGAGUGAGGAUGCUUGAAUUCUUGGGAAGCAACGAACUGAUGGUGUUGAACGGUAGGAGGGAAUGCGAUAAGCCGGAGUUCACAAGGCAACGGGCAGUUUGCAAUGAAUACUCAAUCCUCGACUACAUCCUGGUAGAUAGGGGGAGCACGCAGAUCCCAGAGCUGCACGUAAGUGCGAUAGAUAUAGGUUCGACCGACCACUUCCUCAUAUGGGCAAACAUCGACCGAUCUAGAAAGAUGGAGAGUAAGAAACAGAGGAAAGUGUUCCGGUGGAAGGUAGAGCGUUUGGGAGACGAUGGGACACGGGAUGAAUUCCAGAAGGGGCUGGCUGGUAGUGUAGAAUCCUUCAGGAAACUGCUGAGAAGCGUCGAAGACGGACAGGUAGACGUACAAGCAGCAGGGGACAGGGUGAUUGAAGGGUGGGAGUCCAUCGUGAACGCAACGGCAGAGAGAGUAGUGGGAACGAAGGUGGUACGAUGUGGGGUAUCGGUUAAGUGGUGGGAUGACGAGCUGAAAGAAGAAAUAGGGGAACGUAGAGAAGUCUUCAAGCAGUACCUGAGUGAGGCGUCUGAGGAGAGUUGGGAAAAGUACAGGGCCAAGAGAAAACAGGUGAAGGGACUAGUGAAAAAGAAGAAAAAGUGUAUUUGGGACGAAGUAGUGCAGAAGGCCAACGGAGGCCUGGAGGGAAACGUCAAGCAGAUGUGGGAAGGGAUUAGUGGAAUGGUAAAAAAGACCGCGCAAGGGGGGGAUACAGGGGUAGCAACUUUGCGAGGUGUGAACGGUGGAUUAGUCAGCAGUGGGAAGGGAAAAAGGGAAGUUCUAGCAGGACACUACAAGAGACUUGGAGUGCCCUCGGAGAAUGAAGCUUUUGACCAAGUGUUUAAGAAGGAGGUGGACGCAUGGGCCCAAAAAGAAGAAGAGACAUCGAAGGCAGACGUUGGGAACGUAGAACUAGAAAAGGAGUUCACUGAGGACGAGGUUGAGGCGUGUGUGAACAAGCUGAAGUGCCACAAAGCAGCAGGAGCGGAUGGGAUAGUCAACGAGUUCAUGAAGUUUGGGGGGAAGGGGAUGAUCCAGCUGAUGGUACUGCUAUACAAUUGGGUGUGGAAAAACGAGUAUACGCCAAGUAGAUGGAGGGAAGGAGUGGUUGUGAACUUGUUUAAGAAAGGAGACAAGACUGACCCAGGAAACUACAGGGGGAUCACACUGUUGAACACAGUAGGAAAAGUGUUCUGUAAGCUGCUGAACGAUAGGAUAGUGGGAGUAUUGGAGAAGGAACAUAGCAUUAGUGAGGGCCAGGCAGGUUUCCGCAAGAAGAGGGGGUGCGUAGACCACGUGUUCACGGUAGGGAGAAUCAUCCAAGGUAGAAAGAGGGCGGGAAAGCCGACGUACUGCUUCUUCCUGGACGUGAAAAAGGCAUACGACACCGUGUGGAGAAAUGGGUUGUGGAAACAACUGUCCAAAUACGGGAUCAAGGGGAAAAUGUGGAGAGUGCUGAAGAAGAUGACAGAGUGUACGAAAAGCGCGGUCAUGCUAGACGGAGAACUGUCAAAAUUCUUCGACAUUGAGCAGGGGGUCCCACAAGGUUGCACGCUGUCCCCAACAUUGUUCCAGGUGUUCAUCAACGAUCUGUUGGAAGUCGUAGAGGCAGUCCGGAAGGGAGUAAAAGUAGGGGACACGGAAACGUCGGUUUCAGGAAUGCUGUUUGCGGAUGAUUUUGUCGGUAUGUCGGACACCCCUGAGGGACUGCAACUGCAAAUUGACGCGGCGAAGAAGUUUACUGAUAAGUGGAGAUUGUCUGCCAACGUUCAGAAGAGUGCCGUCAUGGUAUGCAACGAGAACAAGGAGGAACCAGUAGAACAUAGAUGGAAGUGGGGGAUCGAGGAGAUUGCAGUAGUGGACCAGUACACAUACCUCGGAGUAGAGAUCGCAAAAGACUGCUCGUGGAAUGCACACAUGUCCAAGGUAGCGGAAAAGGGCAAAGCACGAGCAGGGAAGCUGCACCCAAUACUCGCAAACCGGCACCUCGAUACACGCAUCAAAUUGACGGUUUUGAAGAGCGUAAUCGUACCGCCGCUAGAGUACGCCGGAGAAGUAUGGGAAGGAAAUAAGAAGGUAGUGAAAGAACUCGAGGCGGCGCAGAUGAAAGCAGCGAAAACCAUCCUAGGAUGCUCCAGGCGCACAAGUAAUGCAGCCGUGAGGGCAGAAUUGGGGAUCCAAUCCCUACAGUCGGGAAGAGACGAAAGGAAGCUGACAUGGCAGUAUCGCAUGUGCGGGAUGGGAGAGGAUAGGUGGCCGAGAAUUGAUAAGGAGGGUCUACAAGUGAACGGGAUGUUGAAGGAAGGAAUGGGGUUCAAGGACUACCUACAUGGACCAAUGGAUGCAGGAACAAAGCUUAAGGUCAAAUUCAGGACCGGGGACAUAGGCCUUCGAGAACGUCGACGAAGACAUAGGACGGUAGACGAGGAAGACGACGAGUUCAAAUGUGAUUGCGGCUUCGAAUGCGAAGACCGUGUUCAUGUAGUCGCGGAAUGUCCGUUGUACAAGACGGAGAGGAAAGUGUACGUGACUGAGCUGGCAAAAAUAGAUGGAACGUACAGGGAGAUGUUUGAGGCAUGGAAUAGAGAGGAAAGGACGGUAGCUGUAGUGGGGCAUAGGAGGUGGGUUGAAAAGGCGGGA